UGUGGGAGUCGUCCUCGUCCUCGUCCUGGACACGAGUUAUCAAGCGUCGAACGUAAUCGAAUAGUCAAUGGGUGGCACACAAGCCAAGCCGCCGAUUCGCGUCUUAAAUCUGUUAUAAGCGAAAACUAGGCCGAGUGCGGAGAAAAAAAAACCAAGACGGGGCGAAAACACAACCGAGCACAGCGAUUCUGGGUCCAAGUUCAUCGUCCCGACGAGGUUCAUGAACGCGCGGACGCUGGAUUGUGCUGAACGCUUGAUUCAAGCCUCGAACAGAAAAUACCUCAGGACUCCAAUUCCUCUGAAAGACAUGCAAAAAACAACCCAGUGAUGGAGUCCACAGUUAGUACGUCCUCUCAAAUGCCUGAUGAGUUUGAUCGGAAUGUACCCCGGAUCUGCGGGGUGUGUGGUGACAAAGCUUCUGGUUUCCACUUUAAUGCCAUGACCUGUGAGGGCUGCAAGGGCUUCUUCAGACGCAGCAUGAAACGCAAAGCCAGCUUUACGUGCCCUUUUAGUGGAAGCUGCUCCAUCACUAAGGACAACCGCCGCCACUGCCAGUCCUGCAGACUCAAACGCUGUUUGGAUAUUGGCAUGAUGAAGGAGUUUAUCCUUACUGAUGAGGAAGUGCAAAGAAAGAAGGAUCUCAUUCAGAAGAGAAAGAAAGAGGAGGCGCAGAAGGAGGCGCAGAAGCCCCGGCUCACAGAUGAGCACAGCACGCUCAUCACCGUACUGCUGGAGGCACAUCACAAAACCUACGAUGACUCCUACUCUGAUUUCUCCCGCUUUCGACCUCCAGUGAGAGAAGGUCCAGUUACACGCAGUGCCAGUCGAGCUGCUUCACUGCACUCUCUCUCAGAUGCUUCCUCUGACUCCUUCAGCCACUCUCCUGAGUCAGGUGACAGUAAGAUGAAUCUGAGUAAUAUGUUGAUGAUGUACCAGGAGCAGGGAUCAAGUCCUGACUCUCAGGAGGCUGAUGGCUCUCGUCUGUCAAUGCUCCCUCACCUGGCUGAUCUGGUCAGUUACAGCAUCCAGAAGGUCAUCGGCUUUGCCAAGAUGAUCCCCGGAUUCAGAGAUUUAACAGCUGAGGAUCAGAUAGCUUUACUAAAGUCCAGUGCAAUCGAGGUGAUCAUGCUGAGGUCUAAUCAGUCCUUCAAUUUGGAGGAUAUGAGCUGGAGCUGUGGAGGGCCUGAAUUCAAGUACUGCAUCAAUGACGUGACUAAAGCUGGACACACCCUGGAGCUACUGGAGCCUCUGGUGAAGUUUCAGGUGGGCCUGAAGAAGCUAUAUCUGCAUGAGGAAGAGCAUGUGCUGCUCAUGGCAAUCUGCCUGCUCUCACCUGAUCGUCCCGGAGUGCAGGAUCACGAGCGUGUGGAGUCUGUGCAGGAGCGCCUGUCCGAGGUUCUCCAGGCGUACAUCCGCGUGCACCACCGUGGGCGCCUGCAUUACGCCAAGAUGAUCCAGAAGCUGGCCGAACUGCGCAGCCUGAGCGAGGAGCAUUCCAAGCAGUACCGCACGCUGUCCUUUCAGCCCGAGCACAGCACGCAGCUCACUCCACUGGUGCUGGAAGUGUUCGGCAGUCAGGUCACCUAACCCCAGGUCACCAGGGGUCAGAAAGGCGGGGGACAGAACGAGUGAACGCAUGGACAAUCACCCUGAUAGACACACACGGAGGGCUUGGGAGUGACGUGUAUGUUGUUUGCCUGUGUGUCGGUGUGAGAGUGUGUGAUCUGCGCUCAGUGAGUAUUGAGUGCUGGAUGAAUGUGCCUGUUCUUUUUCUCGGUUUGUUAUCAGUAAGGCUGGGAUUAUGGUUGCCGUCUGACUGCAGCUUUAAACGAUUAAAACUUUCUAG
Trichomycterus rosablanca is the source of this 1846-nucleotide messenger RNA. It is a transcript of the gene vdrb, whose product is annotated as vitamin D receptor b. Gene Ontology annotation, molecular function: vitamin D response element binding; zinc ion binding; nuclear receptor activity. The record is from RefSeq and is a predicted model, not a curated record. Gene Ontology annotation, cellular component: nucleus. The transcript has 10 exons. The coding region runs from base 328 to 1587 and encodes 419 amino acids. Lineage: Eukaryota; Metazoa; Chordata; Actinopteri; Siluriformes; Trichomycteridae. Gene Ontology annotation, biological process: cell differentiation; negative regulation of transcription by RNA polymerase II; positive regulation of transcription by RNA polymerase II.